UAAACGCGUUAACUUGUGUCAAUAUGACAGUAUCAGAAUCGCACUGUCUGAUACGGUAGCCUAGCAGUACUCAAACUGUUGGUCCGUGGUUCCAUAGAUCUCCCUGUAUUAUGUUGACACAAGUUUUCCGAUGCAUACAUCUAGAUCUGCAAAAUCAUCGUUAUUACGAACGCAGACGGACAAUGAACUAGGAUGACAUUUGCAGGGAGCUAGAGCCCUUUGAAUACCUACACUAAAUUUAUAAUCCACCACGAUGGAAGAAGGUGCAUAUGAACAGCUGGUCGUCAACCCCGAUAUAAAUGACGACUUAAACAACGAUAGUGAUAACCCGAGCAAAACAUCAAGCAUCAACGGCAACUACAUCACACUACCCGACUCGUCAUCGCGUGCGGGGAACGACUUCCAGGUCAGCCUGCAGAGGGCGCGCUCGCGGCACCUAACGGUCGAAGUGCCACUUCUUCUGGUGGCUUUGAGCCUCAGUAUCCUCGGCACAUUGCGAUCGGAGUACUUGCGGGAGCGCGUCGCCACCGAUGUCUAUCAUGUUAACGUGUCGAUGAACGACUCUAACUCGUGUGGUGGGAAUACUUCGAGUGUAGAGGAUGAUAUCCAGGCGACGACAUCCACAUGGCUACUUUAUCUUGGCGCCAUUCAAGCCAUUCCAGGUCUGUUCAUGGCCAUAAUACUCGGUUCCGUAAGCGAUCGGCUCGGUCGCAAGCCCGCCCUCGCUUUGUGCGUGACUGGUCUCCUCAUCAAUACAGUCUUCAACAUCGUGGUGAUCUACUUCCAUUUCCCAAUACCGGCCUUCAUCCCUGGAGACCUUAUCGGGGGGCUCUGCGGGGGGCUUGCACUGCUCCUCUCGACCAGUGCUGCCUACGUGUGCGACGUGACCUCAGCGAAAAUGCGAACUUUUCGGAUCGUCGUCGUAGAGACGGUUUUGUUUGUAGGAUACGGGAUUGGACAGAUAGCACUAGGAUUCACCCUGCAGUACAGUGCGGAUCCGACGUUAAACAAAUACCUUCUUCCUCUAUGGAUCUCCCUUGGGUGUGCGGUGGCAUCCCUUGUUUAUAUUUUGUUACCAUGGUUACUGAUCGAGACCGUGGAUAGGAGACAAGUUGUUGGGAAAGGAUCGCAGAUAUCCAAGGUCCUGGUUGGAAUCUAUCAGUUGAUAAAGGAAAACACGAAUCAAAGAAGAAGGAAAGUGUUGGGCUAUGCUGUCAUCAUGAUGUUUGGUGUAUUUGUAGUCCAAUCCUCUGCUCAAGUGUUCGUAGUUUACAGUUUGGGGGAGCCCUUCUGUCUGGGACCGCUGGAUGUGUCCUUCGUCAGUGUUACCUCGGUGAUAUCCGGGUCCAUAGGACCAGUUGACUGCAUGGCGAGGGCUGUAGGCUGUAGGCCCAAAGUGCUGAACACGCUCUGGGACCAGAGAGAUCGAGUCCAAGGACCGGAAUGA
This is a messenger RNA of Strongylocentrotus purpuratus (purple sea urchin), 1447 nucleotides long. Its product is annotated as proton-coupled folate transporter-like. Gene Ontology annotation, cellular component: plasma membrane. The transcript is spliced from 6 exons. Gene Ontology annotation, molecular function: transmembrane transporter activity. The record is from RefSeq and is a predicted model, not a curated record. Gene Ontology annotation, biological process: transmembrane transport. Bases 254 to 1447 code for a protein of 397 amino acids. Lineage: Eukaryota; Metazoa; Echinodermata; Echinoidea; Camarodonta; Strongylocentrotidae.